Molecule: messenger RNA, 1698 nt
Organism: Verruconis gallopava
Lineage: Eukaryota; Fungi; Ascomycota; Dothideomycetes; Venturiales; Sympoventuriaceae
Exons: 2
Coding region: 1-1698 (565 amino acids)
Biological process (GO): carotene catabolic process
Molecular function (GO): carotenoid dioxygenase activity
Source: RefSeq, a predicted model, not a curated record
AUGGAAACACAGAAUUAUAAUCGAAGCGACUCCAUCCAUGAAGAUGUCGAUGGUGAUUGGUCCAAAUGGCCUAACGAUGUUGGAUUCAACACUUUCUUCGAACAGCGCACGCCGGUCGACUUGAAGGUCACUGGAAAGAUACCAGCGUAUGCUGCUGGUGUUCUUUACAGAACAGGACCAAGUGCCUACAAGAUUGAUACUUCAAAGGGCAGCACAUUUUCGAUGUCACACUGGUUCGACGGCUUGUCGAAAGUGCAUCGCUUCGAGAUCACGCCUGACGGCAGUGGCUCUUCAAAAGUCACAUACAACUCGCGAAGUACUGUCGAUAAACUCAUUGAGAGUAUCAAAGAAACGGGCACACUGAAAGGGUUCACCUUUGCCCAGAAAAGAGAUCCAUGUCAAAGCUUCUUUUCUAAGGUGAUGACUGUAUUUGAAGUGUCGACUGCGCAGAAACGGGCCAUUGAUCCUGCAGCCGCAAAUAUUGGUGUUACUUUGUCCUUCAAUAUGCCGGGAACGUCGCCACCGCACGUUGGCAGACAAGAUGUGCGGCAUGCUUCCGGCAUCCAAACCCUGUGGGCCAAGACUGACGCCAGUAACUUCAAGCAGCUUGAUCCCGAGACCCUGGAGCCUAUUGGCAUCGCCUCGCAAGCGUCGUUGCAUCCAAGCCUGAAGGGACCUCUAUCAGCAGCACACGCAAAGUCCGAUCCGGAGACUGGUGAUGUCUAUAAUUUCAAUCUCGAUCUUGGACGCCAGCCCACAUAUCGCAUAUUUCACGUGUCAGCUUCGACAGGAAAGACGGAAAUUCUUGCAUCUUUCCCAGGAAAGCCAGCGUACUUGCACUCUAUUCUUUUGACUCAGGACCAUGUGAUCCUCUGCGUCUGGAACAGUCACAUCAAAUCUGGCGGUGCCAGCAUCCUGUAUAAUCAGAAUAUCCUUGACAGCAUAUCCCCUUUCGAUAGCAAGCAGCGAACAAUCUGGUACGUUAUCGAUCGUCGCCACAGUAAGGGCCUCAUCGCAAAGUAUGAAUCGCCUGCGUUUUUCUGCUUCCACACGGUCAACGCCUGGACAGAAGUUUCACCUUUAGACCGGUCAAAGGUUGACAUUGUUUGCGAGCUGUCCGAGUAUUCCAGCCUCGAUGUCCUUCACAAAUUUUAUUACGAUAAUCUGCUGUCCACCGCACCAGGGAAUAAGAAUUUCCAGGGUCCAAAAGGUGACGCAGCGCGAGGCUUCCUUCGGAGAUAUCGCCUACGAGAUAUUGCUUCAGCGUCGGAAAAACCAGGAGUAGUCGUUGUUGAAUAUACUGCGCCGAAGGAUGCUUCGCCCGAGCUUCCCACAUUGAACCCCCGAUUCGUCACCCGACCGCACAGGUACACGUAUGGCAUUGUUGACCGGAGACUCUCAUCCCUCGCGGACGGCUUAGUCAAGUGGGACUCGAAGACGCACACGCCAAAAUACUGGGGUACAUUCGCACACACUCCCGGCGAGCCUAUUUUCGUGGCGGAUCCAGAGGGCAGUGCUGAGGACGACGGGGUCUUGUUGAGUGUGGUUCUCGAUGGCCUGAAAGAGUCAAGCUACCUUCUUUGCUUGGACGCAAGGACGAUGCAAGAACUUGGUAGAGCAGAAGUAGGUGGUGUUGUCGGGUUUGGUUUUCAUGGUCUGCAUGUCAAAGUUGGCUCAGAAACCACUGUGGACACUUAG